Pistacia vera is the source of this 804-nucleotide messenger RNA. RefSeq names its product bifunctional 3-dehydroquinate dehydratase/shikimate dehydrogenase, chloroplastic-like. Gene Ontology annotation, molecular function: shikimate 3-dehydrogenase (NADP+) activity. The coding region runs from base 1 to 561 and encodes 186 amino acids. The transcript has 6 exons. Gene Ontology annotation, biological process: shikimate metabolic process; chorismate biosynthetic process. The record is from RefSeq and is a predicted model, not a curated record. Lineage: Eukaryota; Viridiplantae; Streptophyta; Magnoliopsida; Sapindales; Anacardiaceae.
AUGAAAAUACUCCACAGUCGUGAGGAGAUUGGCAAUCUUGUAGCUAUAACGGCUACAGGAGCUGAAAAUGUGAAGGUUGCCACAACUGCUUUAGAGAUCAAGAAAAUGCAGAAUCUUCAAGUCCAACAAUAUGCAAUUGCUAUGGCUGAAGGGUAUCUAUCAGACAUGCUACCAGUUCCUGGAAUUCUUAGCAAAGUUCAGUCAGCGAAAGCCAAAGAACUUGCCGGUAAAGUUGGAGGACAAGCUAUCACUUUUGAUGAAUUGAAAGAUUUCCAUCCAGAAGAAGGAAUGAUUCUUGCAAAUACAACGUCGGUAGGAAUGAAACCAAGGAUUGAGGACAGUCCCUUGCCAAAGGAAGCUCUCAAACACUACUCAUUGGUCUUCGAUGCCAUUUACACACCAAAAUGGACCAGACUCCUACAAGAAGCAAAAGAGUGUGGAGCUAUUGUUGUUUUUGGAACAGAAAUGUUCAUCAAUCAAGCAUUUGUACAGGUUGAAAGGUUCACCGGAUUACCAGCACCAAAACAACUGAUGAGGGAUGUGCUAGCAAGAAAUACAUAAGUCAGAAUUUUUCUGGUGAAUCUCCUCAGCUGCUGAAUCUUUGUUUCUACACUGCAGCAAAUUCAUCCAAGGUCCGAAUUUCGCAAUCAGCUGUUGUGUAUUAAAUGUCCAUUUUCUCUGAAUCUUAAAGUUUGUCAAGCUUAUGUUAGGGUGGUAAAAUGUUGUUAUAGUUAGAUCAAUACCAUGGCAAUUGUUUUGUAGUAUUCCCAUAUUCUGGAACGAAGUUCAUAUUGUUUAAGUUCA